UAGAGUUGUAUGAUAUUUCCAAUGUAUAGUAGGGCUUUUCCUUCAUACAAUUUUUUGUUUCUUUUGUCUUACUUCACACGUUAAUGAAAAAUGUAUUAUCCUUCGAUACGUAAAUGUCUACGUGUGUAUAUAUGUAGUGAAGCAUCAUAAAGUGGAAAAGAUAAUAAUAAGUUUCAUAAUCCUGGGAUACAACACAUGUCCCUGUUUAUUGCUGAACAUGUUUGCUACUUGCUACUAUACUUGACCAUUUUUUUGCGUAACGAAGAACUGCUAUCAAACUAGGGGGAACAAUUUUAAUAUUUAAUCUGUGUCUCUCGUCAAGUAGUUAAGGUCUUGUUACAAGCAUGCAUGAUAAUGGCAGUCUACCUUAAAUUCUAAAAAAUGAAUAAAAUUGUUCACGUACAUUAGUCAAUUACACCGACAUUCCCACACAUAGAAGUAAUAACGAGCAUAUCAUUAAAAGACUUUUUUGCUUUAGUUUAUCGAUUUCAUAUUCGAAAUUUUGAUAUUUGAAUUCAGGACAUCCUGUGUAUAUGUAUUCAUACUUUAUCCCAGAGAUCUACGAAUGUUCUUAGAAUGUUGUCAGGACAUCCUUCAGAACAUCCCUUGGACAUCUGUGUUAUAUGAGUACCUCUCAAUAUCUUUCAAUAGUUUAAUAUUUUAGCAAUAUGGUUUAUAAGUUCUCUUGUCGAUUUCAAAUGCAAUAGCAAAAGAUUGGGUAAUAUUUAAGCUGGACAAACUGGGCGCAGAGAAAAACGUGAUAAUAUGAGACUAGCACAAAUUACUCGAUUAAUCAUGGUCACUGGAAAUAUUGUCAAGGUAAUAACAUUUCGGUAUACGUAAGAUAUAUAAUGAAUUUCGGAUUACGGAUCACAAUAAACUGUUACUGCUGAAGACAUAUCACUUCUACGAUACAAAUAAGAGUCCGCAGUUUUACGUAAAAUAUGUGUUAUGAUCAGCUUUAUAAAGAUAAUAAAUAUCAAGAGACAUGGUAGAUUGGCGAGUGUCUCGCGCCAAGUAAACGCGCAGCGCGAGGUUGUAUUUACCCGUGAUAUAUAUAAAAGAGAUACAUAUAUUUGAAACACACAGUAAAAUGUUAUAUUAUCUUCUCUUUUUUGUCUACAAUAUUUUUAAGUUUUUGACUGGUGUAAAGAAUCCAUUAAAUAUACAACCACAUUUCGAAGAAAAAACAUAUAUUGCGAAGCACUAUAAAGUAUGAAUAAAAUUUGAACAUUUGACGAACUUAUAAUGUACAGAGGUGCAAUAUUUUUCAUCUCUUCUAAUAUUAAAUAAGUAAUAAACGAUAUUGUCACAUACAAUAUAUGCUUGUAAAGUCUUCUGCGUUACCAACAUUGGAGACAGUGUGUCUUAAUAUUUAAUGUAACGUUGGACGAAGUUGCAGAGUUUUCAUACUUGUACAGGGAGCAUGCGCAACAAUUGUUUUAUACUAUAUGCUGGAAAAAACGGGACAUUACUCUUCAAGUUGUCAACAUGGACAUUACCGAAUCAUCAGGUUACAGAGAUUUCGUGUGGGCAAUUGAACUUCAUCGCUUAGGUUUGGAAAUAAUUGGAUUGUGGUCUAACAGUGAAAAAUUUAAGAAAAGUUUGUGGCCAAAAAUUCGGGUCGGCGUUAUUUCAAUUUUAUUAAUAUUUAUUUCUAUUCCGACGAUAUGUGCAGUAAUGCGUGUUUGGGGCGAUAUGAUACUUCUAAUAGACAAUUUACAGAUUACAAUACCUAUACUGAUAGUAUCUGUGAAAUAUGUUAUCUUGCGAUGGAAACAAACAGUUCUCUGGUCAAUUAUGAAUAUGAUAGCGGAAGACUGGAUGGCAUUUAAACUGGAUGGAGAAAGAAAUGUGAUGAUAAAACGAGCACAAAUAGCGCGUUUUAUUAUGAUAAUUGGAUACGUUCUCGCAAUAAUAGGGUUUCUCUCAGUAAUUGUUCCUCCUUAUUUUGGCAUUCAAAUAAUGUACGCCACAAAUUUUUCGAACCAGAGCAAAUUGUUACCGUUGGAGACGUUUCAUUUCUACGAUACAGAUAAGAGUCCGCAGUAUGAAUUGACAUUUUUUAUUCAUGUUAUAACAACUUUAUUAGCAGCUAUUAUUUAUAUGUCUGUAGAUAUGCUUUUGAUACUAAUAAUUCUUCACAUUUGCGGUCAGUUAGAAAACUUCAAAUAUCGAUUACUUAAUUUGGUUUUGUGCAAAAAUUUCAACAAAGUUCUAAAUAAUAUUAUAGCGACUCAUCUACGACUUAUCAGGUACGAAUUUUUAUUGCAACAAAAAGUUUAACAAAAUAAUUUUAGGAAUAUAC
Messenger RNA from Acromyrmex echinatior (Panamanian leafcutter ant), 2308 nucleotides. Its product is annotated as odorant receptor 13a-like. The record is from RefSeq and is a predicted model, not a curated record. Gene Ontology annotation, molecular function: odorant binding; olfactory receptor activity. Gene Ontology annotation, biological process: detection of chemical stimulus involved in sensory perception of smell; sensory perception of smell. NCBI's taxonomy places the organism in Eukaryota, Metazoa, Arthropoda, Insecta, Hymenoptera, Formicidae. Gene Ontology annotation, cellular component: plasma membrane.